GUGUGGAGACAUGUAAACUGCAUCAUCCCGGCGUUAAGUCUGUUGUCUACGGCAACGUGGCAAAUCUUUUAAUACACUCCAACAUCCGGCGUUUUCGUCGACCAAUCACGAAGUAGCAAGUGGAACCAAAGAACUCUUCUGACCAGUCAAACGUUUGUUUUCGACAAUGAAGCACCGCCCCCUCGACGGGCACAGAAAACGAGUUGGACAGUAUUUCUGUUUUGAGUUCAGUGGUUGUUUCUCAAUAUUAAAAAUUAAGGAAGUUGGUGUAGCGGGAAGUAACAACAUGACAUGGAUAUUCAAGAAAAUGACACAGCUGCAACAGACAUUUUCACUGUUCCACUGCUGAAAGCUUUUCGCCUCUGAAUUUUGAACACUUUGACCAUUUUUGCUAGUAUUGUGAACAGUCGCUAUGCUAAACAGCAACAGAGUUAAAUAGGUAUUGCAAACAGCAACAUCUCCUCGCUCCAGCGAUUUAAACCGACAGGUAACAAGUUACCUGAGCUGCUGCUAUGACCGUGGAGGAGAAACCUGCCUCAGGUGUGAUCACCAAAAUGAAUGUAAUGCGACAUUUGGUCAACUUUGGGGUCAAUCCUGCAGCACUGGCUUAUGCCAUGACUACUCUGGGAUCUGCCAUGAUAAACAAUAUAUUCAGCUUCUACUAUGUCAAACUCUUUCUCAAUAAGUACAAGAUAUCAGAGGGAGCAUUCCACCAAUCACAAGUGGUGUACAUGUUGUGGAAUGCAAUCAAUGACCCUCUUUUUGGCUACCUGCAAGACAACUCCAAGGCGCCCUGCUGCUCUCAGCGGCGUCUCUCUAUUCUGUACGGUGCUCCCCUCUACUCGUUGGCUUUUCUUCUAGCCUGGUUCCCGUGGCGGUCCUACGCCCCUGGCGACUGGUUGAGUGGCUUACACUUGAUGGUGGCACUGUGCGCUUUUGAUGGCAUGCUCACUUUUGUGCUGCUGGCACAAUGUGCCUUGUUUGCAGAGAUUUCCAGCCACCAUCAGAGCCGGUUAAGACUUGUAAAGUACAGCCAGGUGGCUUCUCUCAUCGGCUCCUCCAGUGUCCUCUUCUGUGGCGUGCUGUCCAAAAACAUGGAAGACUUUGCGGCCUUCCAAGCCUUCACAGUGAUGAUCGCUAUCCUGAGCUGUGUCUGCAUGCUCUAUACAGGCUUCCACAGUGAGAGCCGCUAUGAUAGCAAAGGAUCUGAGUCAGAUACACUGGAGUCUGUUGAUCAGUCAGCAGUUUCCUUCUCCAUGUUAAGAACGUUUAUGUGGCAAAUCCUCACCAACAGGGACUUCAAGCUAUUUGUGGUCAUGAACUUCUUUCAGGUUUUCAUUCUGGCUUUCUUUAAUAAUUUUACCAUGAUAUUUGCUGAGCACCUGAUUCCCCCAGAUGUGCUUCCAUCACUGGCCAAGAGUGUCAUGUAUGGAGCGGGAUUCAUCUGCCCACAGCUGUUAGUUUUGAGCUGUGGGAAACUGCUCCAUGAUGUUGGCUACUACAGAAUCAUCCUCUUCACCUUCUAUAUGGAGGCUGGAAUGGCGGCCAUCAUGCUAGCACUUGGUCCUCAGCACUACUAUAUCCUGGCAUUUUUCCUCACCAUUAGCAUGGUCAUAAUUCAAGCAGCCUUCAGUCUUUUUGGCUUGCCUUUGGCUGACAUCAUUGACACCGACCUGCAGAAGUACAAGCGCAGUUCCCCUCUAUCCUCCAUGGUGUUUGGGACGAAUGCUCUGUUCACCAAGCCGGCUCAGUCUCUGGCCCCGAUGACAGUGCUUAAUAUCCUCAACCAGUUUGGAUAUGAACACCUGAAGGAUGCAAGAAGGGAUUCAAACCUAAGCGCCAUGGAGAGCCUCCACAGUGUCAUGUUCUACUUGGUGUGUUUGGUGCCCAUGUGUGUCGCUGCUGCGCAAAUCCUGGCUUGGAGACAGUUUUCCAUACGCAGCAGUCACACAGUUGACAUAAAGUAUAUAGAUGGCUAGCUUCAGUAUUUUCAGCAUUCAGAGGAAGGUGGUUGAUAUUUCUCAAGUUAAGUUUUGAGGAAUUUCUUUAUUGCCAAGAGAGAUCAUGUUGACUGUUUUUGUAAUUUUGAAAGCAAUGUGUAAAUUACUGUAUGUAUGAGAUAAUCCAGGGUUAUAUUGAUGGUGUAAAUCAGAGUGGUGCGCUGACGGGUGACACCAAAUAGAUAAAUAUCAAACAUUUAAAGUACAUGUAAAUGUUUGACAUACAAAAAUAAUCUAUUUAAAGAUGAGGGACCUUAUAUCCUUAAUGAUGAUUUGUUUAAUUUGAAACACAUCCAUUUUUGUACAUUCCUUCAAAUGAUAUCUAAUCUUAAAAGCGCACUGAUGAGCCUGUAAUUACUCCUUUACUAAAUGUUACUGUCUCAUCCUUUUCAAAUGGUCACUGGAUAGCUGGACCAAGUCUCAAAGUUUUUUCAGUUGUGUUAAAUGUCAGACGCUUUUUCCAGUCACUGACCUCAGCAGAUAAUUAGCAGCAACAUAUUGUAAAAUAACUGUGCUCAGUAUAAAACUACCAGUUUCUCCCAAAACCAAUCAUAGGGCUUGUUAAAAUAAUGUGUUUAGCUAAUGUGUCCAGCAAAGAAGCAGAGCUUGUUAAAAAAAACUGAACUGUAUGUGAAUUAGAAAGUUGCUACAAAAAUUAGCUCAAGUUAAAGCACGAAUUCCUGAAACAUAAGUGCUGGCAGUAACAUUCAAAUACUGGUUUACAGCGUUACCAGCCAAAGGUAAUUGACUUGAACCAAUACAUGUCGGGGAAAGGGACCUGAAAGCUGAACAUUAGACACAUACAGUAGACUGACUACUGUAUGUAGCAACAUUUUUCCAUCCUUCCUUGUACAUUUGCUUAAGUAUUUGUGAAGUGCUGUCUUAAAGACUUCACAGAUUUCACAUUCCAGAGCUGAUUUGGUUGUAUGAUUGAAGGCAUUGUCUUAUUGCAAUACAUACACACAGAGAACCUCUAAAGCUGAAAACCAUCAUGUUUUUAGUUAAUAUACAGUAUCAUUCUGUGAUAUCCAUCAGUAUGGUGGAGGGCGUUGAAAAACUAAAAGCACUCCAUUUACUUUGGUUGCGCUCUAUAAUUUGCUGUUUGGAGAUGUGAAUCAGGGUUUCACAGCUGCACAUUGCAAGCACUGCUUACACACUGAUCGCAAAUAGUGGCAGUGUCACCUUUCACAAUCGAGUCCUACGGGGCUCUCUAUGUAUGUUGUGUCUGAUGAGUGAAACACAAGCGAGAGGAAAUGAUCUCAUAUUACAAAUCUCAUGCUUACAAGUUGAGAAUAUGAUGAAAUGGGCCCCAGGUUUGUUAAGUGGCACCUGUUGGUUGACAAGUCUAAUUUUUUAUUUCAGUAUUUUAGUAAAUAAUAGAUUCAUCUUACCUGAAGAAACAGGUGCAAAAUGUCACAAACAUGACAGUUCACCUGAUCAACUCCAGCCAAGCUCCAGAGUAAUUUGACUGUCUAUGGGGCCUCAUACAGACAUAUGUGUCACUCUAAAUCAUAACAAGUACUUGUAUAAUAUUAGAGCUUUAAUGUUUUGAAUCAAAAUCUGUCUCACAUACCGUUUAACACUGUUUACAGUAGAAAGACACGAGGGAGAGAAAUGAAAAGGGAAUAAUUCACAAUAAUUGAAUCUGAACCAAGAUUUUUCAAACACGUCAGUCAAAUCAGCCAAAGUUCAAAUCAUGCAUUUAUUUAUUAAAAAUGUACAUACACUCAUAAACAUCCACUUCGACAUUAUAAGUAACAUAAAAGUAAAUUCUGGUGUUAACUGGCUGGGGCAGGGUUGUAUCUGUGGGUGUUUACAGUGAACAAAAAUAUAUGACAGUUAUAGUACAGAGUGUAACUCAGCACGAUGCCUCAAACAUGUCAAGUUUAUUUUCAUUACAGAACACCUUACUGUAAGUUUCUUAAAAGAUGAUUUUCUGAGCAAAAACAACUCAAGGACCAAAAAGACACAUCCUUUCUUAAUUGAACAUUGUGCUGUAUUAUAUGCUGUAUUAAAUGUAUUGUCAUCUGUAAUGUGCCUUUUUUGUCAUUGCAUCAUUUAUAAUGAUCAACUCUAUUAUGGUCGAAUUCAAUCUGAAUGUAAAUCUUUCAGUUCGGUUUAGAUGGUUUUUGAUUAAAAAUGUUUCUACACAACUA
Molecule: messenger RNA, 4156 nt
Organism: Thunnus maccoyii (southern bluefin tuna)
Lineage: Eukaryota; Metazoa; Chordata; Actinopteri; Scombriformes; Scombridae
Gene: mfsd13al
Product: major facilitator superfamily domain containing 13a-like
Exons: 8
Coding region: 513-1979 (488 amino acids)
Source: RefSeq, a predicted model, not a curated record